This is a messenger RNA of Vanderwaltozyma polyspora DSM 70294, 1932 nucleotides long. It is a transcript of the gene VBA4, whose product is annotated as Vba4p. Bases 1 to 1932 code for a protein of 643 amino acids. Gene Ontology annotation, biological process: basic amino acid transport; transmembrane transport. Lineage: Eukaryota; Fungi; Ascomycota; Saccharomycetes; Saccharomycetales; Saccharomycetaceae. Gene Ontology annotation, molecular function: basic amino acid transmembrane transporter activity. Gene Ontology annotation, cellular component: fungal-type vacuole membrane. The record is from RefSeq and is a predicted model, not a curated record. The transcript has a single exon.
AUGGGUAAGAAAGAUAAACAGCGCAAGAAGCUUCGCAAUUUUACCAAGGCUAAAGUUAAACAGGUUCAGGAGGAUCAGGAACCAAUGGUUCCUGAUCCUCCUGAAUUUGAUGGGACUGAAUCAUUUGUUCAAACUUUGGCAGAAACUUCACAGUUGACUAAAGAAGAUGAUGAAAAUAGUGUUUUGCUACCUAUAAGAGAUGAACUGUUACAAGAUCCUUCUACUGAAUUGCCGGGAUUCAUUGCUGCUGAGAUUGAAGAGGGUGAACAAGAAUAUGAAGAAACUCGUUCUGGACAUUAUGGAGCAAUAGAGUCGAGAAGAAUCAGUUCUAAGGGAACUGAACUUUCUACUGCAAGAUUGAAAAUAAUUAUGUUAUCAAUGUAUUUGGGUAUAUUUCUUGCAGCGUUGGAUAAUACUAUUGUAUCCACUUUAUUAGCUCACAUUGCCUCAGAAUUUAAUGAACUUCCCAGGAUAUCAUGGGUCGCAACUGCAUAUCUACUAUCAAGUGCUACCUUUCAGCCAAUUUAUGGUAAGAUAUCAGAUAUAUUUGGUAGAAAAGUUGUGUUGAUAUUCUGUAAUAUCACCUUUUUUGUAGGUUCUUUGAUUUGUGGGUUAAGUCCUUCAUUUGAGUGGCUGGUUGCUGGAAGAUUUAUUGCCGGCAUUGGAGGUGGAGGUAUUACCUCGAUGAGUAGCAUUACAACAAGUGAUAUUGUACCUCUAAGAAAUAGAGCAUUAUAUCAAGGGAUUUGUAAUUUUUAUUUUGGCCUGGGUACUGCUCUUGGUGGUGUUGUUGGUGGAUGGUUCAGUGAUCGCUCUGUUGGUUGGAGAAUGUCAUUUUUGAUUCAAUUGCCUAUAGCAUUCUUUAGCACUAUUCUAAUCAUAUUAUUUUUACGUCUGCCUAAGGAAAGCAAAGGAAGAGGAUUACAAGUUGAUGGCAAUUACUUCUCUACGAUUAAAGUACGAUUGUCUGCCGUAGAUUGGAUUGGGGCCACGACAUUAGUGCUGUUCCUAUUUUCAUUCAUGAUUACUGCAUCAUUGGGAGGGAAGGAGAUUCCUUAUACUUCACAUAAGUUUAUCGGUUUAUGUGUAGUAACUGUAAUUGGUGCAUUAAUAUUUGGUUACACAGAGCUCAAAAUUGCAAAAGAUCCUAUUCUACCCUUAAGGUUUUUAAAAGAUAGAAGUGUUUUGGGUUCCAGUUUGAGUAAUUGGUUCUGUAUGAUGGCAUUGAUGACUGUUAGUUAUUAUUUGCCCAUUUAUUUUGCAGGUGUACUAAAUAUGAAACCAACAGAUAUUGGUAAAAGGAUAAUUCCAAAUUUUUUCAGUACAGCAUUUGGUUCAUUAGGUGCUGGAUAUUACAUGAAAAAGACAGGUAAAUAUUAUUGGUUUGUUAUUUCAUUUUGUGUUUUAGCCAGUAUUGGAUGUCUACAGAUAGUUUGGAUUCAACCUGAUAUAUCUGUCUUUAAACAAUAUACAUUAAUGUUUAUUCCUGGUUUAGGCGCUUCGGUUUUGAUCACAGUAGCAUUAUUAGCAAUGAUUGCAGCAGUUCCUCAUAACCAUCAAGCUGUCACCACAUCUAUCUCAUAUGCAUUUAGAUCAACUGGUUGUACUCUAGGUGUGUCUAUCGGAGGGGCAAUAUUUAGAGAAUCAUUAGAUAAUCUGCUGAAAAGUAAAGUGCUUAAAUUCAAGUCACCUGAACAUUCUGAGGACGAAUUGAUGAGGAUAAUCGACAAAGCCUCUCAAUCUACAGAAUGGGUUCAAAAUUCCUCCCCCAGUUUCAUAAAGCAAACUCUAAUAGAUUGUUAUCAUUUUGCAUGUAAGAACGUUUUCAUUUUCUGUCUAUUAUGUACAAUUGCAGCAACAUUUUCGAUGGCCAUCAUUAAAGAACAUAGGUUACACAAUACCCUAGAUAGAGAUAAUGAAAAUGAAGAAUAA